Molecule: messenger RNA, 3450 nt
Organism: Aspergillus affinis
Lineage: Eukaryota; Fungi; Ascomycota; Eurotiomycetes; Eurotiales; Aspergillaceae
Exons: 11
Coding region: 1-3450 (1149 amino acids)
Biological process (GO): regulation of DNA-templated transcription; transmembrane transport; tripeptide transport
Cellular component (GO): plasma membrane
Molecular function (GO): dipeptide transmembrane transporter activity; DNA-binding transcription factor activity, RNA polymerase II-specific; zinc ion binding
Source: RefSeq, a predicted model, not a curated record
AUGGGUCCCAACAAUGGCGCUGCAGACAGACCGCGUCGGGCACGAGUAGAGCGAGGCAAGCGGUCCAAGAAUGGAUGCGCAACAUGUCUCGGCAAGAAGGUCAAAUGCGACGAGCAGCGUCCCUACUGCGGUCGUUGUGUGCGUUUACACCUAGCCUGCGAAUGGACCCGACCCCAGCCCUCGCUGGCUGAGAGGCGUCGAGGUUUGGGUCCUAUCAAGCGCCGCGAUAGACAUAUUUGGUCCCCUUGCUCGAUUGUACCGAAGGCGCAGUCGAACCAGUCGCCACUAUCGGGUGAGUCGGCUUCAUCUGCGCACUGUGACCAUCCGGCAGUCACCGAGGCCGGCGAUCAAGGUUCCGACGACAGAGCUGCGGAAACUGUUUAUUCCUCCGUCCCAAACUCACAGAAUAGGAUAGAGCGAGGUGAACCCACCGGAUUGACUGUUGCCAAUGACUACGAGCGUGAUGCGGUACUCUUAAGCUAUGGAACCCCGGUCUCCCUAACCAACAGCGUUCCCGACGGCAUGCAUGAGACUCUUCCGCUGCUACAACUGCCAGCGUCGCUCCCUAUAUUGAUGCCGUCCAAUACAUCCUUCAUUCAUGUCACCGACAUAGCCCCCGCUCUUGGCAGUAACGACAAACAGGCUCUUAUCUUCCAUCGCGCGGUCUUUGCCCCUUUGAAGUCCACCCGACACUGGACAUGUUCAGCACAGGCCUUGUUCGUCAACCGGGCAUUUGAUAAACGCAUGGCUUUCCACUUCUUGCUCGCUCUAUCCUACAGCGAGCUAGCUAUCUACUAUGGACACGGUUCCCGACCGCCGCAGGAGUCCAAGAGGCACUUCGAACAGGGCGCUCAGCUGUUUUUGCAGACACAAAAUCCAUUCGCGUCCCCGGACCACAUUGGCACAAUGCUCUCCUUCCUCUAUCUUUAUAUGUUCUGGAUGCGACGUGACCGACUGGACCCGAUGAAGCUCGAGGAUCUGAGCGAAUCAGUGAUGCUUUACGUGAGAGCGCACGAGCUGGACGAGCUUUGCGCCAGCGAAGAUUUGGCUUCGCUCACGGGGGCCAGUUGCACGAGGCUGGCGUCCCCACUCGACCAAGCUCUCUUAGCUAGAAUCCUCGUCUAUCUGUACGACCGCGACGGGUUUUGCAGCUUCUUCGGCUGCGGUGGCUCCUUCGCGCGGCAGAUGAAUGAAGAUGCGGAGAAGCGACGGAAGAUUUGGAUCCGGUCGCGCACUGCGUUCUUGCUUCCACAAUCUCCGUACAGCGUAUUUGACGCGGAAGACGCGGCAACCCUGGAUGCCUACUUUGACUUGAUUGUCUUGCAUCAGGAAGUCAACGAAUACAGCCAGAGCUCGGAGCAAGAAGCAGCCGAAAUCGAACCCCGACUGAGACGUCGAAUGGAAGCAGUGCAACAGGAUCAUUCAUUUAUUCCGUUUGAUGGACUGCAAAGCGACGCUCGACUCUCGCUCAUGCCGUACGUCACGAUAACCUUCUUUCAUGCCCUCCAGUUGUAUUUCUACCGAAGUCGUACAUCUGGCUUCGGACAGCGACCGAUUUCAAGCGAUCUGCAAAUGACUCUAAGCACGCUAGUUUCGACUGCAUAUCAUACCAUCAAUGCUGGGUCGGUCCAGCUGCUCGAGCGCUUCCAGUGGUCGUUAUUUAUUGGAGCCCUGGAGACCCAUGACCCCGUUCACCGGCAGUGGCUCCUGGACCAUAUUUCUGAUCCAGGCCUGAGGGAAGGGAUCCAGUUGAUCCAGACGAUCAAGCCAGCAUCUGCCAAUUGCAUCACGAUAGCCAAACUCAGAUGGCUGAUCGGCGGAACUAAAUCGGGCGGGAUGCCCCAUGGUUUCGUCUCUCGUGCCGUUCCCGUGAGUUUGCGAUCGCCUGGCCUCUUGUGGAUCGGCCCAAGGAAUCUUUUUACCUUGCUCCUUCUCACCAUGUCGGCUCCUCAACCUACUGCUGAUGUUGAGGCCAAAGAGCCCGUACAGAGCGACACCAUGCCGGCCGAGAAGGAAUCGGGGGCUACCGAUAUCUUGGGCCCUGAGGAAGAGAAGAGGCUUGUUAGAAAGAUCGAUUUGCACUUAAUGCCUUUGCUCAUUGUCAGCUACGGCCUGCAAUACCUCGACAAAACUAGUUUGGCCUACAGUGCCAUUUUGGGCAUUCGCGAGGAUUUGAAUCUCGUCGGACAAGAAUUCAACUGGGCGUCGAGCAUCUUCUAUAUUGGCUACCUGGUCGCCUCGUGGCCGAUCUCUCUCGGUUUUGUCCGCUUUCCUUUAGGCAGAUACCUCAGUCUCUUGAUCUUGCUAUGGGGCAUCGUUCUCACCCUUCAUGCCGUCGCUGGGAACUACGCCGGGCUAAUGGUCCUAAGAACCUUCUUGGGUAUCUUCGAAAGCGCCAUCAGUCCUGGUUUCUCGCUCAUCACUGGAAUGUGGUACACGCCCAAGGAACACAUGUCUCGUCACUCCUUCUGGUUCGCAGGCAAUGCCACCGCCAGCAUUAUCGGAUCGAUGAUCGCAUACGGCAUCUUGCACUACGGCGGGGGGUUUUCCCAAUGGAAGAUGCUUUUCCUGAUCUUCGGACUGAUCACCAUCGUUUGGUCCGUCGUGCUGUGGUUCUACCUGCCCGAUGCGCCGUCAAACGCCCACUUCCUCACCCCGACUGAGCGCGAAUUCGCCUCGCUGCGACCGAAGAAAUUCCAGCGCACCACGCAGACCAAGCAAUGGGACAAGGCGCAGUUCAUCGAAACCUUCCUAGAUCUCAAGACCUGGUGGUUUCUGCUGUUUUCUUUUAUCAUCUGCGUGCCUAACGGCGGUAUCACCAGCUUCAACUCGAUCAUAAUCAACAGCUUCGGCUACGACAAAUUUCAAACCAUCCUCAUGGGUCUCCCCGCCGCCGCAUUCCAGCUAACGACCGUGAUCCUCGCCGCGGUCUUCACGACGGUAUUCCGCAAAUCACGCCUCUGGGCCGUCAUCGCCACCUUCCUCCUCGCCAUGGCCGGGGUCCUUAUGAUCAAGCUGCUCCCAACAGAGAAGAAGCUCUCCCGACUGGCCGGCUACUGGCUCGUAACGGCUGUGUCGCCAGCGUUUCCACUCAUGAUGUCCCUCUUCGCUAGUAACAUAGCCGGAUUCACGAAGAAGUCGACCGUCGUGGCGCUGAUCUUUGUGGGCUACUGCGUGGGGAAUUUCGUGGGACCGCAGUUCUUUGAUAACAAGGAGGCACCGGGAUACGGGACAGCAUACACCACCAUCCUCACCUGUUUCGCCAUUACGAUCGUCAUGGCAAUCAUUCUACGGAUCUACCUCUCGUGGACGAAUUCGCGCCGAGACCGCGAACAGGGCGUUCACAUCGACCCGGAAGAGACUCGAGAGAUCGAUUUACACGCAGACGAGGAACUCGAGGGCGUGGAUGAGACGGAUAUGCAAAAUCGCGGCUUUAGGUAUAUUCUUUAA